GUACGAAAACCAAAAUAAAUGACGAAAUCAUCACAACAAUUUACUUUAUCUCGCUAAUUAUUGCUUUUGUUCGAUAAAACCUCGUCUUUGUAUCCCACUUAUCAGUGCAUUUUUGUCCAUUUACAGCAGUUUUUCGUGACAAAGACCCUUAAAACACUCCAAAAAUUGCCCGUCGUAUGUUAAUCUGCCCCUCUGAAGAUGAUCGAUGAAGAAGGAUUCCAGCAACAGGCGACGCAGAUCGGUGCUCGCAUCCGAAAAGUCCAACAAAAUGUCGCCACGAUGCAGAGACACAUCAACCAGCUUGCCCAAACGCAUGGCGAAGACCAAAGUGUGAAGCAACAAUUUCAUCGGAUGCGACUCGAUACGCAACAGUUGAUCCAAGAUGCGGAUUCGUCGUUGAAUAAUUUGAAUUUUGGCUCGGCGAGACAUUUAAAGUUGCAACGAGAACGUUUGCUUGAUGAAUUUGGAUCGGCGAUCAAUGUUUUUCAAGAAGUGCAACGGAAAUAUGUUGAACAGGAGAAGAAAUUCGUGCGUGAAGUCAAAGAGCAUCGACAUGAGAUGAUGAGCAAACAUCCGACGGAAGAUCCGUUAGAAGCUGAUUUGGGAUUCCCGUCAACGCAUCCAGCAUCACAAAUUCAACAGCAAGAAGAGAUUGACUUGCGAGCAUUGGAAGAACAGGAACGAGCGAUUCAAGAGCUCGAGGAAAAUAUCGCGAAUGUGAAUGAAAUUUAUAAAAAGUUGGGAGCUCUUGUUUAUGAACAGGGGACUGUAAUUGACUCGAUUGAGGCUUCGGUUGAGAAUACUGCGGCAUUUGUCGAAGAAGGAGCGCAACAAUUGCAACAAGCUAGUCGUUAUCGGAACAAAGUUCGUCGUCGCAAGGUAUUCCUCAUACUUCUGGGAAUCGCGAUUCUGUCAACUAUUUUCCUCGUCUUCUACUUCGGCAGUAACUGAAUUGAAUUUUGAUGAUCUGUCUCUCCCACAAAGUGUGCAAAGAAUUUA
Molecule: messenger RNA, 999 nt
Organism: Culicoides brevitarsis
Lineage: Eukaryota; Metazoa; Arthropoda; Insecta; Diptera; Ceratopogonidae
Product: syntaxin-7-like
Exons: 2
Coding region: 199-951 (250 amino acids)
Biological process (GO): vesicle fusion; vesicle-mediated transport; intracellular protein transport
Cellular component (GO): synaptic vesicle; endomembrane system; membrane
Molecular function (GO): SNAP receptor activity; SNARE binding
Source: RefSeq, a predicted model, not a curated record